Messenger RNA from Alternaria ventricosa, 3516 nucleotides. It is a transcript of the gene PKC1, whose product is annotated as Serine/threonine kinase. Lineage: Eukaryota; Fungi; Ascomycota; Dothideomycetes; Pleosporales; Pleosporaceae. Gene Ontology annotation, biological process: protein phosphorylation; signal transduction; fungal-type cell wall biogenesis. Gene Ontology annotation, molecular function: ATP binding; diacylglycerol-dependent serine/threonine kinase activity. The record is from RefSeq and is a predicted model, not a curated record. Bases 1 to 3516 code for a protein of 1171 amino acids. The transcript has 7 exons.
AUGGCGAACGUCGACGAGACCGUUGCCAAUGUGCAACGCAAAAUCGACCGUGAAAGGGCCCUCAUCAACGCCGCCAAUGCCAUGCGCCAGUCGACCAACAACCCGGCCGUGCUUUCCCGCCUCGAUGGACAGAUCAAGGACGGCCGCCGGAACAUUGACUACUUCGAGUCGAAGCUGCGGGACCUGGACGUGCAGAGAACGUCUACAGGCAUGGAGAACAUGAGUUUGCAACCAGGCCGCGGCCCCAACAACCCUUUGACUCCUCCCCCGAAAGACGGCUGGAACGGCUAUGUGCAAGAACAGGGAGCUUAUGGCGGCCCUGAAAGCCAGUACAGCCAGCUUAGCGGAGGGCAAGCUCUGCAGCCUCCUCGCGCGCCAUAUGCCCCGCCAGCUCCCGGCGCGCCCAACAAGCGACCGAACUUCAGCAAACUGGACCUCAUCAAAUAUGAUACCCCGCAUCUCGGUCCCCGCAUCCAGCUCAUGCUGUCCCAGCUCGAAUUCAAGCUCAGUGUCGAAAAGCAGUACAAAGAUGGAAUCGAGAAGAUGGUGCGGUUAUACCAAAUGGAAGGCGACCGCAAGAGCAAGGCAGACGCAGAAGCCAAGCGCAUCGAGAGUAACCAGAAGAUCCAGCUGUUGAAGCACUCGUUGAAGCGUUAUGAGGAUCUCCACGUCGACAUUGAGGGCGACGCCGAUGGCGACGAUGACAGUUUGAACAUUCCGAGUCAAAGAAAACCUUUGAGCGGUCACCUCUCCCUCCGCGUACAUGCCGUCGCCGAUGUCGAUCACGCAGCUACUGGGCGCUUUAGUCGAGGCCCGGAAACAUUUGUCAACAUCAAAGUCGAAGACUCAAUCAAGGGUCGCACAAAGCCCACACGGAACGACCGCUGGGUCGACGAAGUCCACGACUUCGCCAUCGACAAGGCGAACGAGAUCGAGAUAACCGUAUACGACAAGACGGGCGACCAUCUUCUGCCCAUCGGCAUGCUAUGGGUCCGCAUAUCAGACAUUGCCGAAGAAAUGCGAAGGAAGAAGAUUGAGACGGAGCUCGCAAACUCAGGCUGGGUGGCUGCUGACAAGAUGGGAGGAGCUGCAGCCGGCAUUCAGCCCGACAUGCAGUUCCAGCCGCCGCCAGGGCAGAACUUUGCAGGCGCCGGUGCUGGAGGUCCUGGUCCUGCUGGCGCGAGACCGGGUGGUCCCCAACCUCAAACAGGACCCGUUAUGAUUGACGACUGGUUCUCACUGGAGCCAGUAGGUCGCAUCCACCUCACCAUGUCCUUCGCCAAGAACACCGGCAACAAGCAACCCUUCGAUCUUGGUCUUGGUCGUAAAGGUGCCGUUCGUCAGCGUAAAGAAGACGUCGUCGAGCAAUACGGGCACAAGUUCGUCCAGCAGCAGUUCUACAACGUUAUGCGUUGUGCGCUCUGUGGAGAGUUCCUCAAGUAUGCUGCUGGUAUGCAGUGCUCGGACUGCAACUACACGUGUCACAAGAAGUGCUACCCCAAGGUUGUUACCAAGUGCAUCACUCAGUCCAACGCCGAAACCGAUCCAGACGAGGCUAAGCUCAACCACCGCAUUCCUCAUCGCUUCGAAAACUUUUCCAACAUGGGUGCCAACUGGUGCUGUCACUGCGGUUACGUCCUGCCACUUGGUCGGAAACAAACCAAGAAGUGCAAUGAAUGUGGUCUCACCUGUCACGCUCACUGCGUUCACUUCGUACCUGACUUCUGCGGUAUGUCCAUGGAAGUGGCUAAUCAGAUUUUGAUGGAAAUCAAGAGGACGAGAAGAGGACAGUCAUCGUCGGGCCCAGGCAUGAGCGGACGGACCCUGCGACCGGAUAAGCCAGCAAAACCUCUGCCACCAGCGCAACCUCAAUCUCCAGGUCAACCCGGUCAAGACCAAGCCCAAUCCGACAGGUACUCUUACGGAAAAGAGCAGAUGAGUCCUCCGCCUGGUCCUCCACGACAACAAUCCUAUGCCACAUCGGCGGCGUCAAUCGAUGCGGCAAGAGCCUCCUUCUCUGGAUCCAGCUCUGGCGCGGCUCCCACAUCGCCUACUGCAGGCUCAAGACCUUCGUCGGGCCCACGCACUCAAUCUUCGAUCGCUGCCGCUGCAGCUGCGAUGAACAAAACCACGGCUCAACCUGCCUACGGCCGCAGUAACACGGACUAUGCGCCACCGGGCGGAAGGACGUCAGGCAGUGGAUACCCAGCAGAUCAACGCAUACCACAACAGCAAGCUCCUCAAUCAGCCACCUACGAUCCAUCGGCAUAUGCCAACAUCCCGAGCUACCCACCGAGCCAUCAACAACCCGCAGCGAUGCCCAACUACCCACAAAAGUCUUCAUACGCUCUACCACAGCCAUCGCCACAAGCGCAACCCCCGCACCAGCAGCAAGCGCCUCCUUCGCAACCGAAGAUGCAAGAACCAUCUGCGCCCGCGAAACAACCCCCGUCGGCGGUAAUAGAAGCACCAGGCAAGAAGGUCACACCGGCAGCGAACACACAAGGAACAGGAAAGAGGAUAGGCCUGGACCACUUCAACUUCCUUGCAGUGCUGGGUAAGGGUAACUUCGGAAAGGUCAUGUUGGCUGAGACGAAGAGCACCAAGCAGCUCUACGCUAUUAAGGUCCUGAAGAAAGAGUUUAUCAUCGAAAACGACGAAGUGGAAAGCACACGCUCAGAGAAGAGAGUCUUCUUGAUCGCGAACAAGGAGAGGCAUCCGUUCCUCUUGAGUUUGCACGCUUGUUUCCAGACCGAGACCCGUGUGUACUUUGUCAUGGAGUACAUUAGUGGUGGUGACUUGAUGUUGCACAUUCAGAGAGGCCAGUUCGGCACCAAACGCGCACAGUUUUAUGCUGCCGAGGUCUGCCUUGCACUGAAGUACUUCCACGAGAACGGCGUCAUCUACCGCGAUCUGAAAUUGGAUAACAUUCUGCUCACGCUAGAUGGACACAUCAAGAUCGGUGAUUACGGAUUGUGCAAGGAGGAGAUGUGGUACGGAUCAACUACCAGCACCUUCUGUGGUACUCCCGAAUUUAUGGCACCAGAGAUCCUUCUUGACAAGAAGUACGGCCGAGCCGUUGACUGGUGGGCCUUUGGUGUGCUCAUUUACCAGAUGCUUCUCCAGCAAUCACCGUUCCGUGGUGAAGACGAAGACGAAAUCUACGACGCCAUUCUUGCCGACGAACCCCUCUACCCAAUUCACAUGCCGCGCGACUCCGUAUCUAUCCUUCAGAAACUGCUCACCCGCGAGCCUGAGAUGCGUCUUGGAUCUGGACCGACCGAUGCGCAAGAGAUCAUGUCACAUGCUUUCUUCAGGAACAUCAACUGGGACGACAUCUACCACAAGCGAGUACAACCGCCAUUUACGCCACAGAUUACGAGCCCAACGGAUACUAGCAACUUCGAUACCGAGUUUACAAGUGUCACACCUGUGCUUACGCCUGUGCAGUCUGUGCUUUCACAAGCCAUGCAGGAAGAAUUCCGUGGCUUCUCGUACUCGGCUGAUUUCGCCUAA